Alternaria atra is the source of this 1683-nucleotide messenger RNA. RefSeq lists its product as uncharacterized. The transcript has 4 exons. The coding region runs from base 1 to 1683 and encodes 560 amino acids. NCBI's taxonomy places the organism in Eukaryota, Fungi, Ascomycota, Dothideomycetes, Pleosporales, Pleosporaceae. The record is from RefSeq and is a predicted model, not a curated record. Gene Ontology annotation, molecular function: oxidoreductase activity, acting on paired donors, with incorporation or reduction of molecular oxygen; iron ion binding; monooxygenase activity.
AUGUCGAAUCCUUCGUACGCCGUGCUAGCGCUUAUUCCAGCUGUCGCAUGGCUUUUGUACCUCCAAAUAAGCCAAUGGCGCUUCAAGCGAUAUGCACAUAUUCCCAGCAAGCUGUCAUCAAACUUCCUCUUUGGGCACCUUGGUUAUAUCGCGGCUGAAUACAAAAGGGCUGGCUUCAGCAUUACCGUCCACCCGGACUAUGUGUUUGAAAAUAUAUGGAAAGCCCAAGGUAGCCCAGAGUUCAUGUUUUUCGACACAAGACCUGUGCAAUACCCACUCGUUCUCAUUGCAUCCCAUGAGAUGGCAGAGCAAGUUUCAAGAGCUAGCAAAACGCAGCAGUACAGCGUCACCAAAUCUCCAACGGUCCAGCAAGGGUUCGGGGAGCUCGUUGGGAGGUAUUCCUUGAUUAGCGAGAAUGGCGAAUCCUGGAGAGGACUUCGCAAGACCUUCAACCCAGGUUUCGCCCCGCAGCAUUUGCUUACGCUACUUCCUGUCAUCGUUGACAAAACGUAUACGCUUAUUGAAAGACUGGACGCAUUGGCAGCCUCUGGCAUCGCAGCCGAGAUGGAAAGUUACUGCACUGAUGUAACCUUCGAUAUUAUUGGCGACGUUGUGACCAACAUUGAUUGUAGGGCCCAAGACGAUGGCGAACAAGCCCAUGAUAUCGUCCGUAACUUCCGCACACUCAAGGCUGUAUACACUGGUGACAACGGUCUAAUGGCCUCCUGGUUGAACCUGCCAUUGCGCGUCAAGAAGUACAUUUACAGCCGACGGCUGGACUCGGCUGUCAAGAAGUGCAUUGUCGAGAAGUUCGCAGAUAUCAAAGCAGCUCAGCAUUCCGAUACAAAGAAAAACAAAGACCGAUCGGUGCUGGCCCUGGCACUAGAGGGUAUUGAUGAGCUGACCCCCUACAUAUUGCAGAGUACUGCAGACCAGGUCAAAUCAUUCCUUUUUGCAGGACACGAUACCACCGCUAUCCUCCUACAGAGAUUGCUUUACGCCCUCUCAAUACACCCGGAUUGCCUUGCGAAAAUCCGCGCGGAGCAUGAUGCUGUCUUUGCUGACUCCGAGCCACGCGAUGUAUUCCUCAAGCGACCGGAUGAGACUAUGAAAGCGCUCAAGUAUACAUCUGCAUGCAUCAAAGAGGCUUUGCGACUUUGGCCUCCAGCAGGUUCGGCACGAAUGUCACACAACGGUUUCAAGCUACACACUUCAGAUGGAGAUGACGUAUGUGUCGACAAAUGUGUCAUAUACUUGUGCCAUCAUAUCAUUCAGCGAGAUCCCAAGGUGUACGGAGAGACAGCGAACGACUUCGUUCCCGAGCGCUGGGUUGGCGACUCCGAUACCAGCAGCACUCCGACUGAAGACGACGGAUCAACUACUGGCGAGAGCAAGAUACCCAUUAGCGCAUGGAGGGCCUUUGAAAGAGGACCACGCAAUUGUAUUGGUCAGGAACUUGCCAACAUGGAGGCCCGCGUCAUUCUAGCAUGCAUCAUGCGAAGGUAUGACUUCGUUAAGGUCGGACUCGGAGAAGUCGAGACGGACGAAGCGGGUCAGCCUAUCAUGGACCAGAAGGGCAGAUACAGAACAAAGUCCGAGUUGAUCAACACAAUGUCCAUUACCUCAAGACCUAUCGACAAGACCGUCAUGCGUAUCAAGCUUCGCGAAUCCGCGGACCAAUAA